This is a messenger RNA of Triticum urartu, 631 nucleotides long. The record is from RefSeq and is a predicted model, not a curated record. Lineage: Eukaryota; Viridiplantae; Streptophyta; Magnoliopsida; Poales; Poaceae.
UGCUGUGAUUCUUUUGGAUGAUGCAGGUUGGUGAUCUUGGACUUUCCAAAGUAAAGUGCCAGACGCUCAUCUCUUCUGGUGUGAGUGGAAUGCUUCCAUGGAUGGCCCCAGAACUUCUGAAUGGGACUACCAUCUUGGUCUCUGAAAAGGUUGACGUCUACUCUUUUGGGAUUGUUCUGUGGGAAAUCCUCACGGGAGAAGAGCCAUAUGCAGGUUUACAUUACGGUGCUAUUCUUGGUGGUAUUGUGAUGAACACUCUGCGGCCGCCCGUGCCUGACUCAUGUGACCCAGAGUGGAGAUCUCUGAUGGAGCAAUGCUGGGCGACAGAACCAUUACAACGCCCAAGCUUUACCCAGAUUGCUGCUAGAUUGCGCUCCAUGGCUGCAGCCAAGAAGGCGCAGCCCUACGGUAACUGAAUUCUGGAGCAUCGCCGACAAGUUCUUACAUUUUAGAAUUCAGUAUUGAAACUACUGAAAUAUACUCCCUCUGUCCCAAAAUAAGUGACUCCGUCCAUUUUUCGAUAGAAUGGUAGAAUUUUUUGUACAGACACAAAAAAUAUGUUGGCAAGUAGUAGAGAAGAGGAGAAUAUUGUAAGUCACUUCUAGAUCAUUGACACGGCCCUGACCAACAC